Messenger RNA from Cynara cardunculus var. scolymus (artichoke), 2810 nucleotides. RefSeq names its product bifunctional dethiobiotin synthetase/7,8-diamino-pelargonic acid aminotransferase, mitochondrial. The transcript is spliced from 14 exons. The record is from RefSeq and is a predicted model, not a curated record. Gene Ontology annotation, cellular component: mitochondrion. Gene Ontology annotation, molecular function: dethiobiotin synthase activity; pyridoxal phosphate binding; S-adenosyl-L-methionine:8-amino-7-oxononanoate transaminase activity. NCBI's taxonomy places the organism in Eukaryota, Viridiplantae, Streptophyta, Magnoliopsida, Asterales, Asteraceae. Gene Ontology annotation, biological process: biotin biosynthetic process. Bases 1 to 2628 code for a protein of 875 amino acids.
AUGUUCCCUCACCCUUCUCUACUCUACACUCCCUCCCGCCACUUCCUCCGCCGCCGCCACCACCACUACCGCCACCACCACCUUCUGCCAGCGUCUCCUCUUCUUCACCGUUUCCUCUCAACUCUCUCACACACACUAUCACACCCUAUCUACACCAUAUGGGCUGCCAACACAGGUCUUGGCAAAACCCUCGUUUCCGCCGGUCUCGCUGCCUCCUCCAUCCUCUCUUCCUCACCGUCCCUUUCAAAAUUGGUCUACAUCAAACCCCUCCAAACCGGCUUCCCUCUCGACUCCGAUUCCGGCUUUGUUUACGAUAAAAUUUCUCAACUUUUCCUCCAACGUAAUCCCCAAGCAACUCUCCUCGCUUCCGAUCACACCCUUAACGUUUCGAUCCCGGCUGCAAAAUUGAAAAUUGGUAACAGUUUUAGUGUUGGAGAAUUGGAAGAAACUGGAGAAGGGUGGUCCAGUAAGAAUGGGUUUGAAGAUUUUGGUUUUUAUGAAGAAAAGAAGGUCGGGGCUGGUGAGGAGGUGGGAUCCGAGUUGAUAUGCAAGACAAUGUAUGCGUGGAAAGAGGCGAUAUCGCCUCAUUUGGCUUCUGAGAGAGAAGGUGCAAUUGUGGAGGAUUCUGAUUUGUUGGUAUUGUUGAAGAGGUGUUUGGAGAUUGGGGUGGGAAUUAAGGGUAAUGGUGGGAGUAGUGUUCUGUGUUUGGUCGAGACUGCAGGUGGUGUUGCUAGUCCAGGAUCAUCUGGUUCGCUUCAAUGUGAUUUGUAUAGGCCAUUUCGGUUACCUUCCAUUCUUGUGGGUGAUGGAAGAUUAGGGGGUAUUUCAGGAACGAUUUCAGCAUACGAAAGUUUGAUAAUACGAGGUUAUGAUGUUGUUGCUAUUGUGCUGGAAGAUCAUGGCCUCGAAAACGAAGUCCCAUUGUCGUCUUAUCUGAGAAACAGGGUCCCAGUUCUUGUUCUUCCGUCUAUCCCAAAAGAUCCCUUAGACAACCUGAUGGAGUGGUUUGAUGAAUCACAGAGUGUUUUUGAUUCACUGAAGGGGAUAAUGCUAUCAUCAUUCCAAAAAAGAAUCGAUAGACUACAUGAAAUGCCAAAGAAGGCUCAAGAGAUCUUUUGGUGGCCCUUUACUCAGCACAAGCUUGUACCAGAAGAAAAGGUCACAGUCAUUGAUUCUCGUUGUGCAGAAUAUUUUGCAGUUCACAAGGUGAAGGAUCAUGGCUGUAUUACUCAAAUGUUUGACGCUUGUGCAAGCUGGUGGACACAGGGCCCUGAUGCUGCUUUACAGACUAAGUUGGCACGGGAUAUGGGUUACACUGCUGCAAGGUUUGGGCAUGUAAUGUUCCCUGAGAAUGUUUAUGAGCCAGCCCUCGAAUGUGCUGAACUUUUGCUUGAAGGUGUAGGAAAAGGAUGGGCUUCUCGAGCAUAUUUUUCUGACAAUGGAUCUACGGCAGUUGAAAUUGCUCUCAAGAUGGCAUUUAGGAAAUUCUUGGUCGAUAAUAAAUUGCUUUUGGACCUUCCUCAGGAUAACACCAUUGACAGCAGUAUCGAGCUUAAGGUGGUAGCACUUGUAGGAUCUUAUCAUGGGGAUACAUUGGGUGCUAUGGAUGCACAGGCCCCAUCAUCCUAUACUGGUUUUCAUCAGCAACCAUGGUACACUGGAAGAGGCAUUUUUCUGGAACCCCCGAUAGUUUCAAUGUGUGACGGAGUCUGGAAAAUAACCAUUCCUGGAAAGAUGAAUGCUGAAGAUGUGAUUUUGGAAGAGAGGUCCUUUAGUUCCCGUGAUGAAGUUUUUAAUAAAAGCAGAGACGAUUCAAGUCUUGUUUCCAUUUAUUCGUCGUAUAUAUCACAAGAAUUGCUGCUAAGUUCAGGAUCAAGAAAGUUUUCUCAUGCUGCAGCAUUAAUUAUUGAACCAGUGAUACAAGGGGCUGGUGGCAUGCUGAUGGUCGACCCCCUGUUUCAACGCACACUUGUUAAAGAAUGUCGAAAUCGAAAAAUUCCGGUUAUCUUUGAUGAAGUUCUUACUGGUUUCUGGCGCUUGGGAGUGGAGUCUGCAGCAGAGUUGCUUUUGUGUCAACCAGAUAUAGCCUGUUUUGCUAAGUUAAUGACUGGUGGCAUGAUACCAUUGGCUGCUACAUUGGCGACCAAUGCUGUUUUUCAAUCAUUUGUUGGAGAUUCAAAGCUAAAGGCUCUUUUGCACGGACACUCGUAUUCAGCCCAUGCUUUGGGAUGUGCAGCUGCUUGUAAUUCCAUUAAAUGGUUCAAGGACUCCGAAACCAACCCUAAUUUGAUUCCUGAACAAAAUCUUUUGAGAGAGUUAUGGGAUACACAACUAGUUCAGAAGAUCUCAUUUCACCCAGCAGUUCAAAGAACAAUUUCAUUGGGAACUCUCUUUGCCGUAGAGCUCACAGUGGACGACUAUGAUGCGGGUUAUGCAUCUCUUUGUGCUACGUCUCUGCUUCUGAAGCUCCGAGAAGAUGGUAUCUUCAUGCGGCCUUUGGGAAAUGUCAUUUACAUGAUGUGUGGGCCGUGUACAUCCCCCGAGGUUUGCUUGCGAAUGUUGGAGACGCUCUACACAAGACUUGAUGAGUUCAAACAUGAGAAAAUUCAAAAGGCCAAUGAAAUAUGAACUUUGAUCAUUGAAUCACCUUUUUGCUUGUAGUUCUCAGAAACAAUAUGUUUAGGGGGAAGAUUGAAGAAGGCUCAACUAUGCUUUUUCAGAUAAAUUAUGUCAUGUAAAUUUUCGUCUUUUGAAUGGUUUUUAGCAAAGAUGAACGUCAUUUCGGGUUGUUAGUUGAAAUGCCAAAUAUA